Messenger RNA from Drosophila virilis, 1266 nucleotides. Its product is annotated as UDP-xylose and UDP-N-acetylglucosamine transporter. Gene Ontology annotation, cellular component: endoplasmic reticulum membrane; Golgi membrane. Gene Ontology annotation, biological process: transmembrane transport. The record is from RefSeq and is a predicted model, not a curated record. Gene Ontology annotation, molecular function: UDP-xylose transmembrane transporter activity; UDP-N-acetylglucosamine transmembrane transporter activity. NCBI's taxonomy places the organism in Eukaryota, Metazoa, Arthropoda, Insecta, Diptera, Drosophilidae.
GUUUGAUCAGCGUACCAUCCGUCAGGGCUGAUGUUGCCCACCUGUGGCAUUUGUUUUUGUUGACAUGGGUAAAAGAAAGUUGUUGGGCAAACGUCCAAUGGCCUAUAUAGCUGGCCAAAGUCUAAUGCAUGGCCAGCGCAAUGAAUUUUCGCGCUUGUUUAGCCAUUGCAAGCGUCUUUGUUGGCUGCUGCUGUGGUGUUGUGUUUCUGGAGCUGCUCGUUAAAUUGGAUCCAGGUGCGGGUAAUCUAAUUACCGCUGCCCAGUUUGCAUUUAUUGCUCUGGAAGGAUUCGUAUUCACAUCGAAAUUUGGUCGAGCGAAACGUGUGAUAAGUCUGCGGGACUAUGCCCUGCUUGUGGUCAUGUUCUUUGUGACCAGCGUGUGCAAUAACUAUGUUUUCCACUUAAAUGUGCCGAUGACGCUGCACAUGAUUAUACGCGGAGGCAGUCUGAUUUCGAACAUGUGCCUGGGCACCAUAAUACUCAAACGGCAGUAUCGGGUCAAGCAAUAUAUAUCCGUUAUCAUGAUUACCCUCGGCAUAUUCAUCUGCACCUACUUCUCUAGCCGCGAUGUGGACAUCGCUAAAGGGCAUGGAACACACUCUGAGACAAACAUAUUUUGGUGGCUAGUAGGCGUGCUGCUGCUUGUGCUGGCACUCUUCAUUUCCUCUUACAUGGGCAUCACCCAAGAGUUGUUGUAUCGUCGACAUGGCAAGUGCGCCCGCGAGGCACUCUAUUACACACAUCUGCUGCCGCUGCCCGCCUUUUUGUUGAUGCACGACAACAUCAAAGCGCAUUGGACUUUGGCCCUAGAAAGUGAACCCUACAAAUUUGCUUGGCUGGGAAAUGUGGCUGUGCCGCUGCUGCUGCUUUAUUUGCUCGGUAAUGUACUGAUGCAGCAUUUGUGCAUUAGCUCUGUAUAUUUUCUGACCACCGAGUGCAGCUCCCUUACCGUCACAUUGAUCUUGACCUUACGUAAAUUCGUAUCUUUAGUAUUCUCAAUUGUAUACUUCCGUAAUCCGUUUACAAUUUAUCACUGGUUGGGCACUGUGCUCGUGUUUCUUGGAACUUUAAUGUUUGCCAAUGUACUCAGUCCAGUUUCCUUGGGUAUGUUGAGACGAAAAGCUGUGAAAAAUGAUUAGACAUUCCAUUUUACAACCGAACAAAAUAAAAGUAGUUACAAAUUUGAACAAAUUACGAUUUAUUCUUUACAUUUAAGUACAAUACAAGUAUAUACGAAAUAAAAGAUCAGAUUCUCAUAGAUCUUAA